ACGUGCUUACGACCUUUUGCCGAGAAUGACAACAGGACCUCAAGCUCUGGCUGUCAAACGAGUUUGACAAAAGCGACAACAACAACGCCACCCCCUUGCACACCAUCAAAAACGUUAAAAUGUCAAGUGGUCGAAGAGAACAAAGAUUUUUUGCCGUACAGUGAUUCUUCCUCACCAACUUCCGAUCUUUCUCCGAACAUCGAUUCCCGCAAUGAACAUCUUCAGGAGCAAGAACUAACGGAAAAAUCGCCGAUUUGGACGACAGAAAAGCUGCAGCAAACAACAACUGACACGAACAUGGGCGACGACGACAGUGACGGAGGUAGUGGCGAAGACACUUCCAGUUCGCAAAAUCCAUAUUUUUAUGAUGAAACCAUAUGA
Molecule: messenger RNA, 381 nt
Organism: Gongylonema pulchrum
Lineage: Eukaryota; Metazoa; Nematoda; Chromadorea; Rhabditida; Gongylonematidae
Source: the annotation of a GenBank genome assembly